Molecule: messenger RNA, 6652 nt
Organism: Syngnathus typhle (broad-nosed pipefish)
Lineage: Eukaryota; Metazoa; Chordata; Actinopteri; Syngnathiformes; Syngnathidae
Gene: mia3
Product: MIA SH3 domain ER export factor 3
Exons: 28
Coding region: 108-5324 (1738 amino acids)
Biological process (GO): endoplasmic reticulum to Golgi vesicle-mediated transport; protein secretion; vesicle cargo loading
Cellular component (GO): endoplasmic reticulum exit site; endoplasmic reticulum membrane
Molecular function (GO): protein binding
Source: RefSeq, a predicted model, not a curated record
UGCAGUGAAAACGGACCCGUGUUGCCUACACCCAGCCGGAUCUGAUCUGCUUGCUGACGUGUCGCCUCCCAUCUCAGUACUCCUACUCACCACUCAAACCUGCCAGCAUGGCAGCAAAACACUUUUACCGAAAAGGCUUUUUAUUACUUUUAUUUAAUUUUAUCUCAACCGCCGCCUUGGAGAAGCGAUUCUCCGAUUUUAAGAGAUGUGCCGACGAGGAGUGCAGCUUGCUUCUAUGUCGUGGAAAAGCAGUGGAAGAUUUCUCAGGACCGGACUGUCGGUUCUUGUCAUUCAAGAAAUCCGAAACUGUCUAUGUAUACUACAAAUUGUCCGGCAGAAGGGCUGACAUGUGGGCCGGAAGUGUUGGAAGUCAAUUUGGUUAUUUCCCAAUGGACCUCUUGGCUGUCAACCAUGUUUAUACAGAUAAAGAAGUUGAAGUUCCAACAGAGCAAACGGAUUUUGUCUGUUUCGACACAGGAUUUGACCAAUUUGACAACUAUGAGAUAGAUUCACUGUUGGGUUUUCCAACAGUGAAGAAUUAUGAUGAAAAUGAACAGAAUUUUGACAAAACCCAAGUGCCAGAGCAUACUGCAAAAGACACCAACCGACCAGAGGAGGAGGCGAUGAAUGACGGUGAAAUAGAAGCUGAUGAAAUCGGCAGGGACACAGAUAAUCAAAGUGCCUCUUUUCUUCAACUUGAUAUGGAAAAAGAAUCUCAUGAAGAAAAACUGCCUGAUACAGAAGUUACACCCAAUGACACCGACCAUGGUGCUGAUGACGGAAUGAAUGAGCAAAUAACCACCAAAGAAAUUUUUCUUGAAGAUGCAGAGUCAGAGAAGCGAGAUGUUCACAAAGAACACGGGGAGGAAUCGCUACCCGAAAAUGGACACAUUACAACCCCAACUUCUCAAGAAGAGACAAUCUCUGAGUUAAAAACAACCUUUGGAUCAACUUUUGAUGCUGUCACCAUAGAUGCUGAAGCCACCAUGAAAGUUACGCCUUAUGAACAAGAGGAUAAUGAAUUUCUUGAAGAUCAUUCUGAUCAACAUGGUGAUACCUAUGAGGCAAAAGAAACUCCAUUGCUUUCUUCUUCAGAGGAUGACAAAUCAAAACCUGAUGAUGAGAAGGUUAAGGUUGUAUCAAAACUUUUUGGUGAUGGUGUUUCUAAUGAAGCAAUAAAUUCAGAGGACGAAACAUUUCUUAGUCAUGAGGAACCACCAAAAGACGCAGCACCAGAAAAUGUCCAUGCAGUUGGAGAUUCACCUGAUUCCAAUUUAGAACUUCCUACAGAUACUGAGGAGCCAGAGAACCUAGUAUUCCAUCUAGGGUCACUAAAUUCUCAUUCCGAAGAUCCUGAAGAUCACGCAAAGUCAGAGAACUCAGAGAACCUAGUACUCCAUCUAGGGUCACUAGAUUCUCAUUCCGAAGAUCCUGGAGAUCACGCAGAGCCAGAGAACUCAAAUCAAAUCCUUACAGAUACACCAGAUUCUCUUGAUCCAAGAGAAACAGUGGUUGAGGAACUAUCGUUUGAUCUUGAAGAUGGUGAUGCUGGUGGUCUAGCGAAUAAACAUGAGGAAACUCGAGCUGAAGAGCUGAAACCUACUAAUGAAACGGUACAUACAUUUGAUUCUGUAUUGCACAGGGUAGCCCAAGCGGAAUUACAUAGGAAAUUACCAGAUGGACAUAAUUUGGAGAAAGAGGUGACCGAGGAUGAAGAAAAACAUGACAGCAGCAUUGUAAUGGAGGAUGACUUGAAAGAAGUUUCCCGUGAAAAUAAAAUUGAAAUACGUAAAGAAAUAAUCCAACCUGAAAAAAACAGAGAGGUGUCUUUACAGAAGAUUGAGUCAUUUAGCGAGCUGAACAAUAUAGCAGCAAGAGAUGGUGUCCUGCCCCAAGAGUCACAUAUUAAUGAUGAAGCGCUUCAUGUGAAGAAGAAGAACACGGAGAUGGAUGAGAAUAAAUAUGAGGAAAGAGAAGACCUAUUUGAAGAUGAAAAUGCACUUUUGUUCUCUCAGUCGUACGACGCAGACGCUGUGAACGCCUCACCGACGACAUGUCCACAUGUUACCUCGCGUCCUGAGCUGGUCUACAGCGACAGCGUCCUGAGGCUGACUCUGCUGCAGGGUUAUUACACUGAAGAGAAGAUGCUGCGUUUCCAGAGGUUUCUGGGACUCAAGAAUCUCUACAAAGUGGAGUCCAUGUUCUCCGACAUGGACACUGAGUUACAAGCUACUCAUCUUGCACAUUCAGGGACGGUGCAAGACCUCGAAGAGGCACUUGAGGGCAUCUUUGAAACUUCGGAAAAUACCAUCCUAGAUGAAAUUGAGAAGAUUCUGGAUAGUCGGCACUCAAAAUACGCCGAUGAGCAGCGGAUGGAUCUGAUAGAUGACGAAACACAAAUACUGGAUGACUUCCAGGAGCUGGCAUUUAAUCUAAGACAGAAAUAUUCUGCAGCAAACGCCAGCACAACUUUGGUGGAAGAGAAGAUAGAAGUUAAUAAUGACCAGGUCAUUGCAAACAAACCAGACAUGAGCGGCAAAGAUGAUUUGCCUCACAUUAAUGAAGUUGAGAAGAAACCCGACAUGUCAUUGUUGGCGCGUGAUGAUAACCGUACAGUAACCGAUCUUGAGAAAGACCCCGUGAGGAUUGAUAGAGAACCGGAGAUCAGCUUGGACGAAGAGCAUACUACACCGGAUAUGAGUGUGGGGGAAGAUGGCGGACACCUCAAUAAAAACAAAGAAAACCAGCCAAGUUUCAGCAUGUCAGAGGAGAUGCAGAAGUUUCCUCAAGCUGCUUUGGAGAGUCCCUUGGACAAUGGCCUUGGGGAGGUGGAGCACGCACCCUCAGGGUCUUUGGAAUCCAUCGAGCCUCUGUCUGAAUUUCCUGAGAAAGAAGUGGGAUUGCUCUCAGAUGUGGUCACGUUUCUGGGUUGUGCUGCUACAGUUGUCAAGGCAAAAGUUGCAGAGUGGACUGUUCUUAUGAUUUCACUACUGCCAGAAGAGUGGAAGCCUGAGGAAACCUUGUUUGGCUGUCCGUGGCAGGCUGUCAUCAUCACUGCUGUGGUUGGCUUACUGUCCUUUACCAUCUUCCUCUGGAAAACUGUACUAGUGGUAAAAAGAAGAGAAUAUCUUGUGGAUGAAAAGCAACUGGACGAACAAAUCCAAGCGCUUAAAAAAGAGAAAAAUGACGCACUGACUCGAAUGAAUGAACUCCAGAAACAGACUGAAGAGCUGAAAGAAACCCAAAAGGACAAUGUAGAGACUGUUAAUUGUGCAUUGAAAAACAAGCAAAAAUUGGAGAGUCAUGUUUUGGAGGCUGAAAAAAGGUAUGAGCGCAUGGUAGAGGAAAAGAAGACCUGCCAAAAACUGCUUGAUGAAGAAAAAGAAAAUUCACUGCAAAUUGGAAAUCGGCUUAAAAAAUUGGAGAAGUCAAACGAGAAGCUCGAGCUGAGCAGAAAAAAAGCUCAUGAAGCUUUAGCUAAGACAACUGUCCUCUUGGAUGAGGCUAAAAUCCGAGAAGAUGCAUGCAGUGUUCAGCACAGAUCUCUUGCAAAGGAGUAUGCGGGGCUUAAAGAAGAAAAUAAAAAUCUUAAAGGAACCAUAAAAGAUUGGGAGGACAAACACACGGCGCUGAGCGAGCAGAUUAAAGUAUACCAGAAGGCUCAGAAAGAGUUGGAGGACUCCGUGGUGCUCAAAGAUCACAAUGUGGAGGUUUUGUCCGAACUACUGGCAGACCUUGACGCCUGCGAGUUGCAAAAAAGCAACGGCAAGGUAUUUGUGAAUGGCGAAGUAGCACCUGAUAAGACUGCAGUAAAGAACAGGAUCAAACAGAUGAUGGACAUUUCCAGGGUCCAGACCACACUCACGGUGAUCGAAGAGGAGCGUGACCGCUUCAUGUCCAAACUGCUUAAUGAGGAAAAGAGUAGAAAGGCUCUGGAAGAAAAGCAUCAGGAGCUCAAACAUAACAUUGCGACGCUCAAAAGUGAGAAGAGCCACGUGGAAAGCCAAUUCGAAGUCCUCCAGCAGAAAAAUGAAAUCAUGGUGGAAAUGUACCAGCAAAAGGAAAACGCUCUGCAACAGAAGCUCACCAAGGAGGAGCUCGAGCGCCGCUGCAAAGAGGACAUGCUGUCCAAGGUGGGAGGCAAAGCCGUGGAGGCCGAGGAGCAAGUCAAAGUUCUGCGUCAGCGCAUUAAUGAGAUGGAAGAGCAGAUGAAGAAGACUGAAGAAGUCUAUAAGGAGCAGAUAAAAGAACAGGAAAACAAGACUCACUCUAACUGGGUGAACGCUCGCAACGCAGAGCGGGCUUUGAAUCAAGAGAAGCUUGAAUCUUCCAAGCUGCGUGAGAAGUUGGCUGCACUGACCUCACAGCUGAAUGAGCGACGAGCGCCUCUUUUUAGACCAAACUCGGGACAAGCUGCUGGUCCUCGCCAAGGUGAUUCAUACGGGCCCUCCCCAGUGAGUGGGGGGGCGCCAUCCCCCCCAUUAAUGAUUGAGGGUCCCAGGCGCCCUCCCUCGGCCCCAGUGGGGCGAAGAAUUGAGUACGGUCCUUGCCCGCCAUCAGACCCACACAGUCGUUAUCCUGGGAUGGACAUGUCGGGCCCGCGCAGUUCAUCACCUGCCAACAUGGAUGGUUCUGAGACUCAAGAAGUAGAUCCACACACAAAAGGCGAGGCUGAGGCCUCCAAAGAGGCUGCGGAGUCAGGUCCCGGAUCCUUUCUAGCAUCACCCAUCAGGGACUCACCGGGCUCCUUGAGUCAAGGACCGCCGCCACCUGGACUCCAUGAUCCACCCUUCCCUACAGGACCUCACAGCCGUUUGCCACCCGGUGGUCCCUACAGACCUUCGAGACCACCCCUCUACCAUCCAGCACCUGGACCCCAUGGUCCUCCAAAUGCGCUUCUCGGGCCUCCGCUAUCUGCCAACGGACCCCCGGGUAUGUCGCCGUCCGGGCCGAUGCGGGGAGACUUCGGGCCUCGCCCCGCCAACGGACACUCAUUCCACCCUGGGCCAGGACAUGUCAUCCAUCCUCGGGGUCCUCCCCCACCGCCGUUCCGUCCGCCUCCAGGCCAUCAUUUUGGGCUGAUGCCACAUGGUCCACGCAGGCUUAUGGGUCCACCCCCACCAUUCCCUCAUGACAUGCGCUUCCUAGGACCGCACGAGCACAGCCCCCCAGCGGACCUGCCUCCAGUUGUACCGCCCAAUCCGGGUCACAGCGAAGCCUUGGGUCAGCCUCCAGCCGGUGUCCCUCGUGGCUCGGUGGGAGGGCCGCCCCCGAAGCGGGAGGCCUCUCAGGACUCAGCGAGGCCGGCCAUGGUCGAGCCUUAAAAAAAAAAAAAAAAAAAUGCUACAGACUGUUGCAGUUUACUUGAACACUCCCCACAACCAUGUCAUGCUAAACAGAAUUAAGUUCAUAUAUACCACGACUUUUAUAUUUCAGGCUUGUAAUAAAAAAUUAAAUGCUAUUUAGAAGACAUGGUCCUUAAAUCAAAACAUUAUCAGUAAUUGUAUGGAAAAUUCCACUUCAAAACUUCUUUUUGAAUAUAUCUUACUGUGCAAUAAUUGGGUUUGUCGCGUGUGCCUGCGUGUGGUUUUUACAUGUGUAAUGCGCAAAAUUUAACAAAUUUAUUGUCCUAAAAUCUGAGGUGCGCAUUAUACAUGGGCAAAUUUUUUUAUUUUUUUAUCCGGAUAUCAUACGGAGGCCGCCAUUACAGAUGCGCUUUCUUCUCUGCUGUUCACUUCAAACGCGUUCCAUACGAACACAAUGCUCUCGUAUCAGACGCUUGCUCGAUCACCUGCUCGUUUGCUGUCACAAUGUACCCUACACAAAUCCAAAACAUUUCUUCGCUAUUGAGUUUGCUAGCGCAUGCGCAGUGAUACUGACCGGCAGAAUAACAUCCGGUUGUUCCCAAAGAUGAUCUUUUUUCUGAAAUAAUUUUACGUUUAUGGACUUAAGUAGGAGUCAAAAUUUGGGGUCGUAUUAUACAUGGGUACAGGCUUUUUUCCAGCAUCAAGAUGCCCUUUUUAGGGUGCGUAUUAUACAUGGGGGCGCAUUAUACAUGGAAAAAACGGUGUGUAUGUAUGUAUGUGUAUGUAUGUAUGUGUGUAUAUACAUGUGUGUAUAUACAUAUAUGUUGCGUAUAUACAUGUGUGUAUAUACAUAUAUUCACAUAGAUAUGUAUAUAUAUAUAUAUAUAUACAUAUAGUAUAUAUAUAUAUACAUAUACUAUAUGUAUGUUUAUACAUAUAUAUGUAGGUCUAUAAAUAUAUAUAGGUUUAUGUUUAUACAUAUAUUUACAUAUAUAUAUGUUUAUACAUAUAUUUACAUAUAUAUAUGUUUAUACAUAUAUUUACAUAUAUAUGUUUAUACAUAUAUUUACAUAUAUAUAUAUGUUUAUACAUAUAUUUACAUAUAUAUAUAUACACAUGUAUAAACAGCUUUUUAGAAGGGUUUUAAAUGUCAUUUCCUGUGGAAAUAAUUUUUUAAUAGUGGGAAUAGAGAGGUUUAAGCUUCCAGCAUUUCAGACUCAAACCACAAUUUUUCUCAAUUUUUCCUCUGGGGCUGACUGUAAAGCAAAUGUAUAAUUUGAUGGCCGAUGUAUAACUUAUUUUACUAUGUUGGUAGGAACCUUUUAAUAAUAAAAAAAGCAAAAAUU